Molecule: messenger RNA, 1526 nt
Organism: Physeter macrocephalus (sperm whale)
Lineage: Eukaryota; Metazoa; Chordata; Mammalia; Artiodactyla; Physeteridae
Product: growth factor receptor-bound protein 10-like
Exons: 7
Coding region: 16-909 (297 amino acids)
Source: RefSeq, a predicted model, not a curated record
GCUUCCACUUGUUGAAUGAUCAGGAACACUGCCUCGGACCCCAGAAAUAGCAGUUGGAUCCUUGGAUCGAAGGAAAUAGACAGGAUCCGAACUCCCUCCCUUGGAACAUGCAGGGGCCACGUGCAGAGCCUUCCAGAACCGUGGGCCGGAACCUGCUGUGGAGUUGGUCACCAUGCUGAGCCCGAGGAGGGGGCUGCGGGGGGCGACGGCCCUGUGACCGGCCGCCGCUUCUCACCUGUCUCGGUCCAGCCAGGCGGCCACCAGACACCCAGAGCCCCAGAAAACCCCCGACAGGACCAGGUGGAGCAGACAUCUCCUCGCCGUCCUGGAGAUCUGGCGGGACCCGGCUUCCCAGCGCCGCCUGACCGGCUGGCGAAUCACCAAGCCUGCCCUCUUCCUGGCCUGGCUUCUGGAAGACAUUCUCCGGGAAUAAUCCAAACGUGCAUGUGUUUCACCGAAUUUGUACUCGUUUUAGACCUCAGCGAGCCUCCUUUGCUAAAGAUGACAGUGAGGCCAGAGGACGACGUGGACCUGGAGACGCUGGUGAACGACAUGGAUGCGUCCCUGGAGAGCCUGUGCGCGGCCGCGGAGACGGCGCCCCUCCUGCACAACGGCCGGCAUCCCCGCGGCCGGCCCCCCGGAGCAAGGCCCCUGCAGGGGCAGGUGGCCCCGCGGCAGAGGCUGCAACGGUCCCAGCCCAUGCACAUCCUUGCCGUCAGGCGCCUGCAGCAGGAGGACCAGCAGUUGAGGACGUCGUCUCUGCCGGCCAUCCCCAACCCCUUCCCCGAGCUCUGCGGCCCCAGGAGCCCCCCUGCGCUCACGCCGGGCUCCUUACCUCCCGGCCCGGCUGCUGCGAAGCAGGUGAGCCACCCCUGGUUGGAACGCCAGGCUGCUCGCGUGCGGAGUUAGGACAGACGAGCUGGCUCGUGGCUCUGGGAAGAAGGGAGGGAGGCUGUGGGAUCUUUGCUCUGUGCUCUUCUCCUGUUGCUCCCAGGCUUGUUGCCUGGCAAGGCUUUUUACUUUACCGGCAGCUUUUAAAGCAGCAGCUUCUGCCUUAAGGGGAGACCGUGAGGUGCCUGUAAUGCGCCCAUUGUCCCCAGGGAGGACGCAGGCGGAGCUUCGGUAGGCCAUCCGCGGCCAAACCGCCACUCAUCGCCUUGUCAGAAGGCUGGGCUGGCAGUUCCGUCCCUCCUGGCUGGCAGGGCCUGGCCCCGGGGGGCUGCAGGCUUGGGAGGGGGACCCGGUGACGUUCCACAGUGGGGUAUAGCACUGACAGUAACAAUAAUAAUAGCAACAACAAAGAUGACGAAAACAAUAUUCUAUGUGGUUUAUAUGUUUAUUUACAUAAAUAACAUUUACUUCUCACCUGAGAGUUCGGUACAGACGGUACAUCUGGUGUACUUUUGGGAAACGGAGGCCCAGCUGUGAGUGGUGGAGCUGGUGGGGGUCCCGGUGUGGGCGGUGGAGCUGGUUGGGGGCCCCGGUGUGGGCGGUGGAGCUGGUGGGGGGCCGGUGUGGACGGUGCA